This is a messenger RNA of Rosa chinensis, 801 nucleotides long. RefSeq lists its product as uncharacterized. Bases 1 to 801 code for a protein of 266 amino acids. The transcript is spliced from 4 exons. Lineage: Eukaryota; Viridiplantae; Streptophyta; Magnoliopsida; Rosales; Rosaceae. The record is from RefSeq and is a predicted model, not a curated record.
AUGACGAAAGGUUGGGAGAGUUAUAUUCAUUCUGAAGGCCAAAAGUUUGAGGGUGGGGUUGUUGAGUUUAGGGAUAAGCUGCGUAAAUAUGCGAUAGAAAUUGGCUUUUCAUAUGAGUUUGUUAGAAAUGACAAGAAGAGUAAGAUGAUGGGAUCCAAGGUUGUCAAGUCUAUUAUGGUUGAUAAGAUUCGUGCCAAUCUAAACAAAAAGGCAAUUGAUAUAGCUGAUGAGAUCAAGAGUGAUUAUGGUUUGGAUGUUACUUAUCGAACAAUUUGGUAUGGUACGGAGUUGGCAAAAAUAGCCCUACAUGGUGAUGAAGCUAAUUCUUAUGCUCAGCUAUUUUGGUUCAGUGAGUGUGUUAUGAAGUCAAACCCUGACUCUAAGAUAGUGAUUGAGUUUCAACGAGAAACACACAGAUUUCAGCGUUUGUAUCUAGUUGCUUAUGCUAUUGUGGAUUCUGAAAAUGAGAGUAAUUGGAGAUUUUUCUUGAGGAAUUGGCUGAAGACUGGUUCUUACCUCAAGGAUCAGAUUCCUUACUUGUUUAUGUGUUGUGCUUAUUCUCGCACACCAGAGAUGUAUGAGUUCAACAUGGAAAUCUUGAGGAGUGAAGGCAGUGACAUAGUUGCUCAAUUUCUGGAGGAUCUUCCGAAGGAGAACUGGUGUAUGACUUACUUUAAUGGCGAAAGAUUUGGUGAAAUGACAAACAACUUGGCUGAGUCUUUCAACAAUUGGGUGUUGCCUUUAAAGAGUCUUCCUAUUCUUGAUAUUAAUGAUGGGAUUAGAAUGAAGUCCAUGGCUUGA